UUUAAGCAGAGCAGUAACUUGAACUGUUUAAGUUGAUCGAUAAAAUGGGUGACAAAGACAAACUGAUUUCUGAUGAGCCAAUCGAAGAUGACGUUAGCUUGGCAUCCUCCAAAAAGAUCAGAAACCAGGAACAGGACUUACGAGGACCCUGGUACUUGGCCACUGGUUUUCUACUGUUUUGGGCGCUCCUCUUCUCGGCUGUGGUAUUACCACUCUUUUACAGCAUUCCCACGGGAUUGACCAUUGAGGAUGCAUCCAAGGGCGUCUUCAUCGCCGAACGUGCCCAAAACAAUCUUUACAAACUGGCCGAAAUCGGUACCAAGGUCGUUGGCAGUGAUAACAAUGAGAACAAAACGGUCGACUAUCUGAUGGGCCUGGUGAAUGAGAUACAGGAGAAUUGCCUGGACGACUACUUCGACAUGGAAGUGGAUCUGCAAGAAGUCUCGGGUUCCUAUAUUCAUUGGACCAUGGUCAAUAUGUAUCAGGGCGUGCAGAACAUUGUCAUCAAGCUGAGUCCCAAGAAUACCACGAGUACCACUUACCUGCUCGUCAACAGUCACUUCGAUUCCAAGCCGACUAGUCCAUCAGCCGGCGAUGCUGGUCAGAUGGUGGUCGCCAUCCUGGAGGUCCUGCGAGUAAUGUGCUCGACCAAGCAAACCAUCAGACAUCCAGUCGUCUUUCUACUGAACGGAGCCGAGGAGAAUCCACUGCAAGCUUCGCAUGGCUUCAUUACCCAACACAAAUGGGCUAAAAACUGCAAGGUGGUUCUCAAUUUGGAUGCAGCUGGCAAUGGUGGUAGUGAUAUAGUAUUCCAAACUGGACCCAAUAGCCCUUGGCUAGUAGAAAAAUACAAAAAUAAUGCACCACACUAUCUGGCUACCACAAUGGCUGAGGAAAUCUUCCAAACAGGCAUCCUGCCCUCCGAUACUGAUUUCGGUAUCUUUGUCAAGUAUGGAAAUCUUAUUGGUUUGGACAUGGCCAAGUUCAUCAAUGGUUUCGCCUAUCACACCAAGUACGAUCAAUUCUCCAACAUUCCCAGAGGUUCCAUACAAAAUACGGGCGAUAAUUUGCUUGGUCUGGUGCGAUCCAUAGCCAAUUCUACGGAACUGGAUAACACAGCGGCUUAUGCGACAGGACAUGCCAUCUUUUUCGAUGUCCUGGGACUGUACUUCAUUAGCUAUACGGAGAGCAAUGGCGUUAUUCUCAAUUAUUCCGUGGCCGGAGUAGCACUUGUCCUGAUUUUCCUAUCCAUUUGGCGUACAGCAAGCAUUUCCCGUGUGUCCACAGGACACGUUCUCUGCUGGUUCAUUUUGAUCUUUGUGCUGCAGAUUAUAGCUUUUGUACUGGGACUCGGUCUGCCCAUAGUCGUAGCCUAUGUUUUCGAUAAGUACGGACUAUCCAUUACUUACUUCAGCACUCCGGUCCUGCUAAUCGGGCUCUACAUUUGCCCGAGUCUACUGGGAUUGAGCCUGCCAUCCUUCAUCUACCUGAAGUUGCAACGAAGUGAAAAGGUUGGAUUUGCUCAACAUCUGCAACUGGUUCUCCAUGGACACGCUGCAGUGCUGGCUAUCCUGGACAUUGGAUUGACCGUUUAUGGUCUGCGUAGCGCCUAUGUGCCCACCUGGACACUCAUCUUCUACGUCAUUCCCUUGGCCAUUAAUCUGCUGACCACUCUGCACGAUCGCGGCUUCUCCUGGACCGGUGUGCUCAAGAUAUUCCAAGUCGUUCCCUUCCUUUACAAUAGCUAUUUGAUUUACUGUUUCGUGGUGACUCUGAUACCCAUGAUGGGUCGUUUCGGCAGAGCAACCAACCCGGAUUUGAUUAUAUCGGCUUUGUGUGCUUUGGGAACCAUUUUGGCUUUGGGUUUCGUGAUACCCCUAGUUAACAUGUUCCGUCGUCCCAGUCUGAUCCUGCUCACCUUGUUGGCCAUAAGUGCUGUGACCAUUUACACGGCUAGCUCCACCCAAAUUGGUUUUCCCUACCGUCCAAAGACCAACGUUCAGCGACUUCCCUACCUGCAUGUACGACGAAUCUUCUACGAAUACGAUGGCACAGUUGUGAAGAAUGACUCCGGCUAUCUGUUCAACUUCCAGGAUCGUCGGGGACCAGCUCCCCUGAAGCUCUCCAAGUUGAAUACGACUGGAUUGGUCAGCAUUGCUGCGGACUGUGAUACGGUUAUGAUGUGCGGAUUUCCACUAUAUGAUCACCGAUGGGUUAAGAAUCGUCUGCAGAUAAUGUGGCUACCGAGAGAACAAGAAAUCAUUCCACCCUAUGAGACGGAACUUGAGCUUGUGUCCAAAAUUGAACUGGGAAACAAUAUAAUGCGCAUGAAUUUCAAAUCAGAUACUUCUGAUCAUGCCAGUGUGUUUAUCCAGCCGCUUGAAGAUGUUACCAUUUCAAACUGGAGCCUGCCCGAGAGUUACAUUGGCCAGCAGUCGACCUCCCAUCUGUACUUCUCAUAUGGCAAGAACAACUCGGCAUUGACUUUCUCUAUUGACUUUUAUAAACUCGAUGGCGACUUCAACGUACCCUUGUGUCAAAUCGGAUUGUCCGUCCAUUUCAUUGGCAACAAAGGCGAUGCAAUAAGUCAAGAGUUUGCCCAGAAGAUUCCAUCAUUUGCUGCCCCAGUGGAUUGGCCAGCUUCCUACCAACGGUACAUUUUCUAA
Messenger RNA from Drosophila mauritiana, 2666 nucleotides. RefSeq names its product endoplasmic reticulum metallopeptidase 1. NCBI's taxonomy places the organism in Eukaryota, Metazoa, Arthropoda, Insecta, Diptera, Drosophilidae. Gene Ontology annotation, molecular function: metalloexopeptidase activity. Gene Ontology annotation, biological process: proteolysis. Bases 45 to 2666 code for a protein of 873 amino acids. The record is from RefSeq and is a predicted model, not a curated record. The transcript is spliced from 11 exons.